GUUAUUGUGGACGCACACACCACUCCGGCGUGUUGAGGUAAGGUGACAAGAUGGCGGAGUCUCAGGAGGAAACAGUUCGUAAAAGGCAGCGAAUGUCCAAGGUUUGGGAUCAUUUCAUACUUAAAAAAGAAGAUAGAAAAGUGCAAUGUGUCUACUGCAACGUAGACCUUGCGUACCACAACAGCACGACUGUGAUGAUGCAACAUCUGAUCCGAAAGCAUCCCGUUAGCGUUAGCUCAACAAGCAUUGCCUCUGACACAAGCACAUCACAGCGGCCCAUAGACGGCGUUGUUCGCCCAACUCCAUCAUGCACUGUUGAAGAAGCCGACUUGCUAACAGAGAGCAUUUUGAAAAUGCUGGUCACUGAUAUGCACCCAUUGUCCAUGGUGGAGGACAAGGGAUUUAAAAAGAUGAUUUCAGCUUUCAACCCGAACUACAGCAUGCCAUCAAGACUUCAUUUCACAAGUCUAAUGGAGAUGAAGCACCAACAAAUAACAGAGAAAUUGAAAACUGUCCUUCAGGACAUGGAGUGUGUUGCAUUGACCAUUGACAUCUGGACUAGUGAUGCCACAGAGGGUUAUCUCAGGGUGGCCUGUCACUUCUUGGGGGAAGCUUGGGAGAUGAAGUCCUUCUCUCUAACAGCAAUGCCUCUCAAAGAGAGUCACACAGCUGCCAAUAUUGCAGAUUGGCUGGAGGAGACAACUGACAAAUUUCAUAUUCCAUUCCCUAAGGUGAAGGCAGUUAUCCAUAAUAAUGGGGCCGAUGUCGUGGCAGCAGCCGUCAUUUUGAAGGAAAGGCAUGGCUGGGCUUCUGUGAGGUGCUCUGGGCACACACUGAAUUUAGUUGUACAGAGCGCACUUACAAACUGUAAAACCAUUGCUAAUUGUGUGGCUUCUGCGAGAACCCUGGUUGAACACAUCAAGAAGAGUGAACUGGCCUGUACCAAACUUAAAGAGAAGCAGCAACAAAUGGGAAUGCCAACAAUAAUGUUGAUUCGGGAUGUAAGUACGAGGUGGAACAGCACGUAUCGCAUGUUGUCCAGGCUCCUUGGACAAAGAUGGCCCGUGACUGCAGCGCUUUCUGAUCCUGCAGUAAAUUCAAGUGCCGAACACCACCACCCGGAUCUAAAGCCAGAGCAUUGGAACCUCAGUGAGGAGCUGACUCGGGUCCUUGGGCCAUUUGAAAGAGUAACAGAGUUUCUGCAUGGGGAACAAUACGUUACUCUCUCUGCUCUUCCACAGCUAGUCCACAACCUAAAGAAAGUCACACUGAGUUCAACAUUUGAAACUGCCCCAGUAACUGCAUUCCAGGCUCAAGUGGCAGAACAGAUCACAGAGAGGUGGCAAGAACUGUUUUUAUUUCAACCUGAAGCUCCGAACACUGUCGUCCUGGCUGCUGCCUUGGACCCAAGGUUUAGAAAACUGAAGUUCUUGCCUGCUGAAGAUGUGUUUAAGGUCCAAAGUACAAUUCAAUCCAUGGCACUAGCUGUUAAAAAGGAAGAAAGGCGGUUAAAUGAAAGCGGAAAUGAAGCCACCACAACAUUAGAAGGCCGUUCAGCUCCCAAAAAAGAUGGCUCAUUCGUCAACAGUAUACUGGAUUCGUCAUCAGACUCCAACACCAGUGAUGAGGAGGGAAAUGCGCAAAAGGGCAAGUUGCAACUAAUAGGCUGUUUUGGAGCCAAGAACUGGAAUAAAUACCGGGGGCGGUGGGACAGUGGAAUGAAAGUGUACAGCUUUUUCAUAACCUCUAGAUGGCAGCAUACAUUUAUAAAAUUGCCACGGGUUCUUCUUGAAACUGUUCCGUUUCAUCAUGCCUCAUGUGGACAUUCUCUGCAGCCAGCUACAGAAGCGGACCAUCGACUCGGUCUUUGUUCAGGGAAUUACACAGCAAUUCAGACAAUAUACAAAAGAUCAGAGAUUUCCUCCCUACUGUCUGUGGAGAACACAGUGGCGGUGUAUCUUAGCAGGCCAAGAAAUGUUGCACACUGGGCCCAGGUGAUCUACAGAGGUUUGUGACACAAUCGUGACCCAUGCAAGUGAUCAGCCAGUUUCUUGAAGCAGCACUGAACAGUACCAUUGAGGCUUACCCAUUGCUGAACAAGAACAGGCUGAAAACUGAACUGGCUCCAAUAUACAGUAAUGAUGAGUCCAGGAAUUAUAGUGGUGUUGUGGCUCUGUACCAGCUUUUAAAGGAGAACAAUCUUAAAGACAUCAUCUCGGAAACAAUGGCCCUGCUAAAGAUCGUCAUCACUACUUUGAUGACCACAGCUGAAUCUGAGAGGUGUUUCUCAAUACUGAAGAGAAUCAAGACCUUCCUCAUGAACACAAUGUCACAGGAUUGUUUCAAUACACUGGCCAUGCUCUUGAGAAGAAUCUUGUCAAAAAAAAAAACCCUGACUUUAACCAUAGUCAUUGAGAAAUUUGCCUCUCUCAAGGAAAGAUGGGUAAAAUUUAUGUUUAAAAAAAAUGGCAUCGUGUAGUGUUCUAUCAGACUUCUGAACAAAUGACAUCAAAAUCUGUGAACCACGUGCAAUUUUUUUUUUCGUUAUCCUGCUCACUUGAAUAUUUGUACAAUAUUUUUACAACCCACAAUACUUGAAUAGUAGACUCGAAUACUUUACACAUUAUAUGGAUAUUUUCUGCACUAGCUAAACUAUUACUACUGCCAAAGUCAAAUACACUGUCCUUUUUUAAAAUGGUCAGUUUUUAAAUUG
Messenger RNA from Phyllopteryx taeniolatus (common seadragon), 2713 nucleotides. Its product is annotated as E3 SUMO-protein ligase ZBED1-like. Gene Ontology annotation, molecular function: DNA binding. Lineage: Eukaryota; Metazoa; Chordata; Actinopteri; Syngnathiformes; Syngnathidae. The transcript is spliced from 7 exons. The coding region runs from base 51 to 2015 and encodes 654 amino acids. The record is from RefSeq and is a predicted model, not a curated record.